AAGAAUUGACUGGUGCCGAAGAGAAUCUGGCCGGGGCAAGGGAGCAUGCUAGUGGUCGGGUCAUUGAUGAGGAAGGAAGUGUAGAUCCCCAAAGGAUGAAUAAUUACCCGGCUGCUGUGGUGAUAGAUAAUGGCUCUGCCGUGCUGAAGGCAGGCUUAGCGGGAAACAGGGAGCCACAGUUCACCUACGCCAACAUCACAGGCCGGGGCAAGGGCAAGGCCGGGACCUCAGAAAGCUCACAGAGGGAUCUGUUUGUAGGUGAGGAAGCCCAGGCCAGGAGAUGCUCUCUCUCCAUCAGCUAUCCGGUGGAACGGGGCCUUGUCACCUCCUGGACAGACAUGGAGGCCAUGUGGAAGAAUGUUUAUGAAAAUAACUUGAAAAGGAAGGCCUACGAGAGCCCAGUCAUGCUCACAGAGCCAGCACUAAACCCUCUGGCUAACAGGGAAAGGAUGACCGAGUUAUUCUUUGAGAGUUUUGAGGUGCCCGCUCUGUACGUCUCCAUCCAGCCUGUCCUGGCCCUCUUUGCUUCAGGUUAUACAACGGGAUAUGUGCUGGAUUCCGGGGCCGGUGUAUCCCAGUGUGUGCCCAUCUUUGAGGGUUAUUGUCUCCCUCACGGUGUCCUUCGGCUGGACUUGGCUGGGCGAGAUCUCACCGAGUACCUUAUCAAACUCCUCCAAGACCACGGCAUCAUGCUGCUCAGCCCAUCGGACAAAAAGGUGGUCACUAACAUCAAAGAGAACCACUGUUAUGUGGCUGUCAACUUUGAAGAGGAACUGACCAAGAAUCCCAGCAUGUUGGAGAAAACGUAUAAACUACCCGAUGGGAAGACCAUCAAACUCCGCGAUGAGCUGUUCCGAUGCCCAGAGAGCCUUUUUCUUCCAGGGCACCUGAAUCUGGAGGCUCCUGGCAUCGACAAGCUCUGUUUCAAUAGCAUAAUGAAGUGUGACACAGAUUUAAGGAGCAACUUCUUCUCCAAUAUCAUCCUUGCCGGGGGAUCCACUUGUUUCCCCGGGUUAGACAAGAGGCUAGUAAAAGAACUAGCUCUCAUGGUACCUGCCAACACUUCGGUGAGGGUUUCUGCCCCACCAGACAGGAAAAUAUCUGUGUGGAUGGGAGGUUCCAUCCUCGCUUCUUUAUCAGCCUUUCAGGAUAUGUGGAUUACUACUGCAGAAUUUAAAGAGGUUGGAGCCAACAUAGUACAUCAGCGAUGCUUCUGAAAAUCAUUACUGAUAAGAUGCUAAGGGAAAAAAUUGUGUGUGUGUGUAUAUGAAAGAAUAUGUGAAAAAAUGGGGAUGGGGAGAAGGAGAGACAGGAGGAGGAGGAGAGAGAGAUUGAGAGACAGAGAAAUUGAAUAAUCAAGAGAGAGAAAAUUUGAAGAGAUAUUUACCUAAUUUUUUUUUCUGGAAGAGCAGAAGACAUUUUAAGUAUAUCUUUGCUCUAAUUCCAUAAUAAAACACUGAAGGGAAAAAAUAAUGACUAUUUAUUGAAGAAUUAAUUAGCAAAUAAUUAUUGGGCAUCUAGUCUGCAAAUCUGAGUUAGUUGAAGGUUUAAUUGACAGCCCCAAACUCCAAGUUCUUUUCAUGGAUGUAUAGUUUCAGGCUUGGGGAACUGCCCCCAAGUUUCUUUUCAGUUCAUUUUCUUCCAUCCCAGGCUUCUCUGGGAAACCUCAGAGUUGAACUGAAAUCUAGGUCUUCCCAGGGGCUAUUAAAAAUGCCUCAGCUGGUAUGUCUAUACCUAAAUCACUAGUAUUGGGGAUAGAGAACAGCCUUGAUUUGACCUCAGAGACUAUUUAAACAAUAUAAAGGGCUCACAGUAACCUUUUAACUAAAAAAAGAAAACAAUUCUCAUUUCCCCUCCUGUGAGUCUCUCCUCCUCCCUCAGGACAAAUGCAAUAGUUUAGAAUCAUAGUCCUACCCCAAGAGUUGAGAGAGUCCCUUGGAAAUUAUAUACACAGCCUGAAAAAAAGAAAAAGCAAAGAAAAUCUCCAAUCUUAAGGAUAGUAAAUCCGUGUGCCUCCUUCCCCAACACUCUUGUAUCUCUACUUGUGCAGCUAGUCACUCUCAAGUCUUCCUGUCUCCAGGUUCCAAGAAAUGAAAUAAAUGGUACAUUUUUCUACAAAUGGACACAUAAUUCAAAGUGAAAACUUUGAAUUUUCACUGAUUUAGGAACCUAUAUUUGACUACUACAUUGCACAACUUUCAAUAAAUCUUACCUUAAACCUAACAAA
Messenger RNA from Antechinus flavipes (yellow-footed antechinus), 2227 nucleotides. RefSeq names its product actin related protein T3 (gene ACTRT3). The record is from RefSeq and is a predicted model, not a curated record. Lineage: Eukaryota; Metazoa; Chordata; Mammalia; Dasyuromorphia; Dasyuridae. The transcript is spliced from 2 exons. Bases 96 to 1217 code for a protein of 373 amino acids.